Molecule: messenger RNA, 6313 nt
Organism: Cheilinus undulatus (humphead wrasse)
Lineage: Eukaryota; Metazoa; Chordata; Actinopteri; Labriformes; Labridae
Gene: cttnbp2
Product: cortactin binding protein 2
Exons: 23
Coding region: 150-5132 (1660 amino acids)
Biological process (GO): regulation of synapse organization
Cellular component (GO): glutamatergic synapse
Molecular function (GO): protein binding
Source: RefSeq, a predicted model, not a curated record
CUCUCACUCGACUGUGGGCUUUUACAGCAGCGGAGACCUGUCGUCCUCUCUCCCCCUUUUACAGCUCCGUCUAUUUGUCAAAUCUUACCCCUCUCUUUCUUUUCAAUGGCCGCGCGUGGCGUGAUUUGCAUUCAGCAGCGCAAUAGUUAAUGAGUGCCGGAUGCGCCCUCACUCCAGCAGACCGCUACAGUACGAAGAUGGCGUCGGAGGGAGCCAGCGGGGAGCAGCCUCCUCCGGUACAAACACUGGCAACCGCCGUGCUGGGGAGUGUCGACACGAAAUGUGAGUUCAACAUGGAUAACCUGAGCAAGCCGGAGCUGCUCACCCUGCUGAGCAUCAUGGAGGGGGAGCUGGAGGCCCGCGACCUGGUCAUAGAGGCCCUCAGGGCUCAGAGGAAAGAGGUGUUCCUCCAGGAGCGAUACGGUCACUACAGUCUGACAGACCCCUUCCUCGCUCUUCAGAGGGACUUUGAAUGCGGGGUCCCUGGAGGAGACAAGGAGCGGCGGCCCCUGGGCUCCAGCCCCAUCUCAGUCCUGGAGGCCGUCAUGGCCCACUGCAGGAAGAUGCAGGAACGCAUGUCAGCCCAGCUGGCAGCCGCAGAGAGCCGUCAGAAGAGGCUUGAGAUGGAGAAGCUGCAGCUCCAGAGUCUAGAGCAGGAGCAUCGCAAGCUGACGGCGCAGCUGAAGGACGAGCGUGAGAAGAACAAGCACAUUGUCAUGAUGCUGGUGCGUGAGUGUAAGCAGCUCGCCACACGGGUAGUAGAGGAAUCGCAGCGCUUCGACGAGCUCCAGGCCCGUCUGGACGAGGAGAGUCGCACCUCUGGCCGGCUGCAGGAGGAGCUGAGCUCUGAACGGCAGCGGAGCCAACAGAUGGAGGCAAAGAUGGAGAAGCAGCUGUCAGAGUUCGACACAGAGCGGGAGCAGCUGCGGGCCAGGCUGGGCCGCGAGGAGACCGAGAGCCACAGUUUGCGGCAGCAGGUGGAGCGGCUCAGGACUGAACAGGGUGAUGGGAAGGAUGGAGCCUCUGCUGCUGGUGCAGAACCUCCUGCUGUCACCAGCCCACCACUCAAACCUAAAGCUCUGACCUCUGUUUCUGUAGGGACUGAGCCCAUCAGCUCUCGAACAGCGGCCUGCCAAACAGACCUUCCCCCCACUGAGGUGGAGGGUCCCAAGAAGACCCCCCUCACCAUACCCGUCAAACCAACCCCUGCCAACUAUGUGGGCCUAAGUCUGCCAAAGACCGCUGGUCGGGGGAUCGUCCACAGCAGCUCAGGAGGACUGGCACAGACAGAGAAUGGCUCAGAGGGACAAGCCCCUCAUGGCUUACCCAGCGGAGUCAGCCCCCGCGUUCAGGCGGCCCGCUAUAAGUUCCAGGAACAGGACCAAAAUGGCACAGCAUCCCAGAGUCCUCCGGCCCGUGACCUCUCCCCCACCAACCGUGAUAACUUUGCCGCCAAGCAGCAAGCACGCCACACCGUCACACAGGUCCUCUCACGCUUCACCAGCCCUCCUGCAGGAGGAGCUGGACCCCUGCGUCCAGGCCUGCCUCACUCUGCCUCAGAGGGGGGCCCUUUUCCCGGCCGCCUGAGCCAUCCCAUUGGCCUGAAGUCGCCCACGGUGGCCAGGAUCGACCGGGGAAACCCUCCCCCUAUCCCUCCCAAAAAGCCAGGGCUUUCCCAGACCCCCUCUCCUCCUCACCCACCUAUCAAGGUGGUGGGGGACAGCAGCCGCUCCCCUGGGGCAGGGCUGAAACCGGCCACGCCCCAGCUGCCGCCCAAACCCGCCCUGGACCUGGUCCCAGCCCUGACGGCCUCUCAGGUGGGUGCCUGCCCCCCGUCUCGCUCCCAGGGGCCUGGCCGGGGCCCUCAGCGGCAGCCGGCUGCAGCAUGUGCAGAGUGUCCCCCAGUCAUCAGCCCUGCCAUCACUGUCAGUAGCCCCUCCUCCAUAAACCCCCCCUCCACCUCCUCCUCCAUUAGUGCUCCAUCCUCCUGUAGCCCCCGUGCCUCAGCAGGCAGCCCCCUGGCAACAGCAUCAGGCUGGUGUCCCUCCGUAGUCUCCUCUCUAAGUGGCGGUGGGCCUGCUGCCCUGGACGGCGGGCGCCCCCUGCUACCCCAAGCUGCUUCCCAGGGAAAUGUCACUUUAUUGUCAAUGCUGCUUAACCAACCAGACCUGACCACCAACACCAUCACCACCACUACUACAACCACCUCCACGUCCACCAACUCUACCACCAACUCAACGGACAACAAGCCCAAUCUACUUGACCAAGACCACCACCUCUACCACAACCUCAACCAAACCUCUGCCUUGUUUGCUGCUGCUCAGAAUGGACACACAGAGUGUGUGAAGAUGCUGCUGUCUUCAGGAGCGCCUGCUGAUGUAUCUGAUGAAAAUGGAUUUAUGCCUUUACAUUUUGCUGCUGCCCACGGCCACAGCAGCUGUGUGGAGUUGCUGCUGGCUGCAGGAGCUGCUGUGGAUUCGGUGGCAGCAGGGGGACAAACUCCCCUCUUUCUGGCCUGUGAGGCAGGAAGGCUGGACUGUGUUCGGGUCCUGCUGAGUGCUGGAGCAGAUCGCUCAUGCACCACAAUGGACGGCUGCACGGCUCUCCAUGCCGCUGUGCGUUCAGGACAUGUGGACACGCUGCGUCUCCUCCUCUGCCACUCGAGUCAGGGCAAUCCCACUGUGCGCUCUGACCCCCCUGCCACCCUGACACUGCCUGCCGCCCUGCUGAACCAGGCCAACAAUGAUGGCUGGACGGCUGCACACAUGGCUGCUGCCUUGGGCCUCAAGGAGUGUCUGGAGGUGCUGUGCAGCCACACUGAACAGGACAUCGAGAGGAGAGAUAAGUGUAAUCGCACGAUUCAUGAUGUAGCCACUGAUGACUGCAAAGAUCUACUUGAAAACCUCCACUCCUAUCGGGUCCUGGUUUGCCUCCAGUCUUCGUGCGGAGCACUGUCGGGCUCCAUGUGUUCUGUGGAGGCCCUGGAGGAGGAGAAAACGGGCGUCACCAGCAGUCCCGUGGUGCUGGGGAGAGUGUCAGUGGACCGGUCGAUGAGUUGGUCUCAGCUGCGCUCCACCCUCAGCCACACCUUCACCUCGUACCUCCAGAUCCUCUGUGGAGAACCUCAGACCGCUCAGGAGGUGGCCCAAAGGCCACCACUAGGACUUGGUCCUGCCAGUAUCACCUCCAUCCUUAUAGGAGACACUGAGUGGUUGCCAGGUCAGGAGCUGCCCUUCUCACCCUGGGAUCUGGUCAGAAAGCCUCUGAGCCAGUGCAUCACCGUCCGCCUCAAAGGUCUGUCUGAGUCGUGUCUCGAUGAGUUGGCUCUGGAAUACCUCUUCCCCCUGCCGCUGCUGCACAACUACGUCCGCCUGGUGGAACAGUAUGGAAACCUCAUCUUUCAGGGGCUUGAGGGCAGCUGUCAGGAGUACAUUGCUAGCAUGGUUGCUCGCUGCAUCAAGUCGAAGCAGGAGGCUGCAGGGCUCGGCUGUGACGUGGUGCGGGUGGAGGUGGAGGAGAGCCUGACCAAAGGGCAGCUGCUGGACACUUUCAUCACAUGUGGUUUCCUGGUGCCAGCGUUGGGCUCAGUUGUUGGGGUACCAGGUGGUCACUGUGUGGUUGUUCUGCUGGAGGGAUUGGAGAAAGCUUCGUCUCUGACAGGCCUGCUGGGAGAUCUCUGUAACAGUCUGGACAGUAGGAGCCCUGCUUCACCGCUGCUUCUUAACACAGGUCCCCAUCAUUUCCGUGUUGGCAGCUUCCUGAUUGGCACUCUUUCAAAGCCCCGCCUGCAGGGAUCAGAGCUCCGCCUCCAGCAGCAUUUCCGCUGGGUUACGCUGCGCUGGGACCAGGAGCCGCUGCACGGCAUGCUGGGAAGGCACCUCCGCAGGAAGCUGCUUCACAAGAUGGGGACAGGAGUUUGGUCACCUGAGGGCGUCAUGGAGCGGUCGGUGUUGUGGGUCAGCCAGGUUUGGCAGCAGCUCAAUGCCUGUUUGUCCCGUCUCGGCACCCAUGAGGCUCUGCUGGGCCCGCAGCACUUUCUGUCCUGUCCUGUAGUCCCAAACAACACACAGGCAGUCGUCAGAUGGCUGUCUCGGCUCUGGAACGCCGUGGUCGUCCCCCGUGUGGAAGAAGCCAUCAUCUCCCGGGUAACGGCCAAGCGUUCCUCCUCCUCCUCCUCUUCCUCUCCCUCCUCUCCAUCAUUGCAGAGACUGUCUCCCAGCAACUGUGGGCUGAGCGCCGGGCAGCAGGCUGUAGUGAAGGCCGCCCUCAGCAUCCUGGUCAACAAGGCCGUUCUCCCAGGCUGUCCUCUGCCUCGACACGAGAUGGACAGAUACCUGCUGGAGUUUAGAGGCGGGGCCUUCCCUCUGUCAGCCAUCGGUUCCUACAGUGGAAGUGGAGGACGUGGAGGGAGGAAAGGACGGGACGCUGGCAAACUGAGACGAUCCAACACCAGCCCUCGGAAGAAAGGAGGCCCCGCCUUAAACUGGAGCUCUGGCGGCUCUUUUAGAGAGGGUUCUCUGUCUAGCACUGAUGUCAGCUUCAUCUCUAAUGGCAAAGUCCAGAGGGAGCCUAUGGGUCUGUCUGUGUUCUCUGAUGAUGAGACUGAUUUAAUCAGAGAGCUGCAGACGAUGUGCUCCAGCAAGUCUGAGCCAGACAUCAGCAAGAUUUCUCGCACCAAAGAUGACCUGAUCCUGUUCUCCAGCCCUCCUAGUGAAGCCACGCCCCCCUGCAAGGCUGAGCAGGGAACCACCGUCCAGCAGCGACCUCAGACGACGGUCACUCAUCAGUCCGUCCGCAGCUCCAGCCAGGCAGCCGUCCAGAGCAGCGACCGACGCUCGGGCUCUCGUGCCAAAUCGCAGCUCCCUGUCCCAAGCAGCAGGGGACAGCAGACGCGAGCCUCUCCUGCUGCCACCAGCAGCAACAAUAACAGCAGCAGCAGUAGCUCCUGCAGAACCCAGACGCCCCCAAGCCGCGGCAGAACCCCCACCAACAGCAGCAGCAGACUGAAACAGGCUGCUCCAUCAGGCAGCAGCAACAACAACUACUACCGCAACAACAUUGACAACAACCAAUCGCACGAGGACAUCUGGAUCCUCCACCGAGACCUGCAUGAAAACAACAACAACAAAUAGACAUCUAAAACAUCUCCCCCCUCGUCCCUUCCCAUGAUUCCGCUGUGAACGCCCCCCUCUCCAUGAUGUAAAGACUAGGUACCUGACUACCUUUGACUCUUAGUAUUUGUACUUGUUAUCUGUACUUGUUACACUGUACUGCAGUUGUGUACUUGGGGACCAUAGUUUUAUUCUAUUACAGUAUUUGAAGUAUUUGAUUGUUUGGUUUUGGUAGGAUUUAAUGUGGGGAAAAAAAACAACAGAAGGUAAUGCAGCAGGUUACUUUGCUGUUGCCUUAUUCCAGUGCAUUAACGACGGGACAAUAAACAGUGUAAGAAUGAUUAAAAAACAGUGUUUGAGUGGUGGAAACUGCCUCAGAAGCAGCACUGGCACAGUGUUUUAAUGUACUUAAAGUGAAUACUGUACUCCUCUUACUGGUAUAAGGCCAUUGAAGAGUAACUGAAGGUACUUACAGGUGUUACCUUUUAGUUAAAAGUGUUUUUGGAUCAAAGAAAGAGACGAGCAGGUUUUAUUUUCUUUAUGUUGUUUUUGCUAUUAAGUAUUUUGAGAUAUUCAAGUGUUUAAUCUUUAAAUAGUUGCAAGGUUGGUUUAAAUACUGUUGAAAUUAAUCAGGGUUUUACCAAAUAUAUUUGUAAAUAAGAAUUAGUAAGUUUAAAUGCUCUAUAGAUUGGUGUACGUGGUUAUGACGCUUGUACAGUGAUGAAACCUUAAAGCGAAACUGCUGACGUUAAAAAAAGAAAACUUGUACAUAGUGUUUGUAAGACUAGUUUGGUUCUGAACCCAUCACUUGUUUCAAAGUGAAGGCGCUGUGGCAAUAAGUACUAGAACUGUAUAAACACAGGAUGUCCUCAAUCAACUGUAAGCCAUAAUAAAUAUUUUAGAAAGCAUCUUUAACCCACCGGAGUCACGUUCUGUUCAACCCCAGCUGAGCCCUGACGCUGUAACUCAUCCUCCUUCUUUUUGCUUUCCAUUAUCACUGUGUUUCUCAAAGUGUUUUUACUUUUAAAGGACAAGUGUUGUUACAAGCGGACAUUGUUUAUAUAUAAAUAUAAAUAUAUCUAUACAUAUGUACAGGAGAGAUUUUAGUCAACCUAUGAUUUUGAUCUGUACGAUAGCUGUUUGAGGUUUAAAGAAUUGUCUUUCAAGCACAAACAUUAAAAAAUGACACUGAUAAAAAUCUA